AUGGCCAUCGCGCACAUCGCCACCGAGUACGUCUUCUCCGACUUCUUGCUGAAGGAGCCGCCGGAGACGCGCUACAAGGGGCUGCGGCUGGAGCUGGCGCUGGACAAGAUCGUCACCUGCAUCGCCGUGGGGCUGCCGCUGCUCCUCAUCUCCCUCGCCUUCGCCCAGGAGGUCUCCAUCGGUGCUCAGAUAAGCUGUUUUGCACCCAGCUCCUUCUCCUGGCGACAAGCUGCUUACGUGGACUCCUACUGCUGGGCAGCUGUGCAGCAGAAGCAACCAUCCCAGAACAACUUAGAAAACAUUCCCCUGUGGCUGCAUAAAUUCUUUCCAUAUAUCCUUCUGCUCGUCGCUAUCCUGCUGUAUCUACCAUGUUUGUUCUGGCGCUUCACCGCAGCACCUCACCUUUCUUCAGACCUGAAAUUUAUUAUGGAAGAACUUGACAAAGCCUAUAACAGGGCAAUCAAAGCUGCUAAUAGCAUCCGCAGCGGAGACCCCAGGGACCCUACUGACUUGGUUCCAGCUGUUAAUGAGAACUUGACACAGAGUUUGUGGGAAAUAUCUGAAAGCCACUUUAAAUACCCAAUUGUGGAGCAGUACCUGAAGACGAAGAAGAACUCCAAAUGCUUAAUAAUUAAAUACAUUACCUGCCGUUUACUCACGCUAGUAAUUAUUUUCCUUGCAUGCCUCUACCUGGGCUACUACAUUAGCCUCUCCUCUUUGAGUGAUGAGUUUCUCUGCACUAUCAAAACUGGGAUCUUAAAGAAUGACACAACUGUUCCAGAAGUGGUUCAGUGCAAGCUUAUUGCUGUUGGUGUCUUCAAGGUACUCAGCUAUAUUAACCUGCUAGUCUAUCUUCUAGUGAUGCCGCUGGUAGUGUAUGCAAUGUUUGUUCCAUGGAGGUGGAAUUCAGGUAUUCUCAAAGUGUAUGAAAUCCUGCCAACUUUCGAUGUUCUGAAACUGAAGUCAAAGUGUUUUGAUGACUUAAGUCUUUACCUCCUCUUUCUUGAGGAAAACGUGAGUGAACUUAAAUCAUUUAAAUGCCUCAAAGUGCUGGAGAACAUUGCAGUUUCUGAGAAGUUCGAUGUCAUGCAACUUUUGGUAAACCUUGGUACUAUUAAGACAGAUACCGUAGAUGGGAAGCCAGGGACGGCUGUGUUGGAGAAGCCUGAAGAAACAACUACAGAAGAGCUGGAAAAAAAUGCAACAGAGCUACAAGUUUUGACAGACCAUGAUGCAAGUGGCAACGUGAGUCCAAGAGAAGAUAAAAAACUUCGCCAAAGACUUAUAGAUUCGUCAUGCUGAUGCUUCCCCACUGCAGCAGGCAGGAGCUUUGUACUGCAGGAGAGCUUCUCCUCCUCCUUCACUGCGCUCAACACAAGGUGCUGCUCUUUGAAUGCAACCGCCUCAAUAGUCUGACAAUUCCUCAGAGGCCAAACUGGUUUACAAACUACUUGUUGUAUAAUGAUCAGCAAUCAUGUACCUGAAAAAGCAUGUUGUAGGCUUUCACUAUUUAUUUAAAAAAAAAAAACCACACAAGGAACAACAAGAACAAAAAAUUUCUGUUAUGAGUAACAAGUGACAUGCAUUGAAUGCAAUUGAAGCUGGCAGGAGGAAAGAGCUAGCGCUAUACUGUAUGGGGAUGGGAAACAUAACCCUGUAGGUAACAAAAAGAGAUGGCCACGUUGCAUUCUGAAGUGUUGCUCUGCUGGGAGCAGCCAUCUCCGUUCUGGGGUUUAAGUGAGGCAUCUUGGGGCUCUCUGCCAUGGAAAAGUGUGUGUGUGUGGGGGGGGUUCUUUACUGAGUCUGGUUAAUCUGUACCAGGCGGUGGCUGGCCACUGAUACUGGCUGUGUCUUCACAGGAAAAACAGAGGUUGCUCUGUUCAGCCUGAGAUGUCUUGGUUAGCCAUCUCAACAUUGAUGUCUGGGAUUAAUUACUUGGCACUGAUAGAAAAGAAACUACAAACAGGCUUAGUAUAAGGGGGUACUGUAAAUGUUAGGGAUUUUGAAUUUUCUAUGUAUUCAUAAAUUAAUAAUGUCUUAACACUUUUUCUUACAAAAUGUAAUUAUAUGUAAGCUAAAUGUUAGUUUAAUUUCUGUUUCUCAGUUGUUUUGGUCUUAGUGACUAACAAAUCCACCUUGGAGUUUGGACUGAAGAUCAGUGAAGUUGGUUCCAUUUUUGUAAUGGUUUGUGGAAGUUGCUUUGUAAUGUUUGUAUGUGUGGAAUUUAUUUCAACAUGUUUGUAGUAUCAAACGGAACAUUAGUUGUGCUGUUUUCCAAACCCCGCUUGAGAAGACAGUCUUAUUUGUAUUACAGGAGUACCUGAGUGCCUCAGCAGAGCCAAGCACCCGAUGAUAGCCGAAGUGAGGUAGAUGUAAAUACGAUGAAAGGCUGUUCUCCCCACACACCUUGUGACUUAAUUUUAAUUAAAGAUAAGAUGCUGAAGUGGAUUGGAACAGGCAAAAGAAGGGGGAGCAUUUGUAAAUUGGAAAACUGUCCUGGUUUGUUAUUGGACUGUUUUGGGAGAGUAGCAUUCAUCUUUAAUGUUGUCCCCCCUGGCCAGGACCUCUACCUUCAAUGAACAUUAAAAUUACCUUUGUCUUGAAUUUUAGAUACAAGGUGAGGUGGGUGGGGGUUUAAGCACCACAAUGGCAGUGUGUAUCUUUCACAAACGUUAUAUGCUGACUUGUUUUUCCGUAUUGCCCAUGCAACUGAAAUGUUUUGCCUGUCACCUCUUCCAAGUUGUCUUUUUAGACAAAGUAGGACCUCUUUUAUAGCUAGGUAGGACUUCCAUUUUCCGGUUGAUCUGUGUCACCCACUGUUGUGUUCUCGACUGUUAGCAUUCUCUAUAUGGCUGAGGAUGAGGGGGAAAAAGAAGUAAUAUCGGUGUUACCAUCUUUGCACAGAACUGUUUAUGUGCUGCAGCAGAUUUCAGAGAGAUAGUGCACCUACUUGAAUUUGGCAGCUGUUGUUAAACAAGCGGAUCCCAAAGUAUUGCCAUACUAUACUUUGGGCUAGUAUUACAAGAACUCUUCAGUUAGUUAUUAUAUGGCUUUUGGCUAAGACAAGCCUUAUUUAAAAGAAAGUCUUUAAAGCCAUAGUAUUAUGCUACCUCUGCAUAGGACAGUAGCACAGCUGCAGUCCUAAUGUCUGUUGCAUUACCAGCAAGAAACAGGACUGGUGUUGGAUACUGGUGGCCCAAACUACUCAAUUUUACUGCCAUACUUCUUCCAGCAAAUGUACAACCCCUCUGACCUUUUCUAGAUUGUUUCUGUCUGGCUGUGCUGGUGUGUUGCUGAUGGUCCUUUGUAUGUGGGUAUUGCAGAUGCACAUUGUGCGUUGUGUGUUUUGAACAAGGAGCUAUAGUGCAAUACUAAGAUUUUGUGAUGUGGAUGUGUUUGAACUGUUUGAUGUAAGUAGAGUUCUCAGUCUUUAAAACUCGAAGCUCCUGAAAGCAACAUGUUCAUGUUUCAUGUUGGAUACGAACCUAACUUUUUACUAAUUCCCCUUUUGUAUUUAAAAAUAUGACUUGCUGCAGUGAAUCUCUCAUUGUCUUCUGAAGUGCUCAAUAAAAUAUGUAUCAAUUCUUGGUUAUUUAAAUAAAAUCAAUUUUGUGA
Molecule: messenger RNA, 3615 nt
Organism: Gymnogyps californianus (California condor)
Lineage: Eukaryota; Metazoa; Chordata; Aves; Accipitriformes; Cathartidae
Gene: PANX1
Product: pannexin 1
Exons: 5
Coding region: 1-1302 (433 amino acids)
Biological process (GO): positive regulation of interleukin-1 production; monoatomic cation transport
Molecular function (GO): channel activity
Source: RefSeq, a predicted model, not a curated record